GAGACAUCUCGCUGCGCUUCCUAUCUCUGAGCAGCUAGCAGCGGCGGCUAAUCCGGCUAGUGGCGGCGAUGGCGGAGCUGGUGCAGGGACAGGCCUCGAUGAACCAGCCGGGGCUGAAGUCAGACGGCCUGGUCGAUGUUCUGCAGAGGGCCCGGCAGAUUGUGGGGAAGAUGGGAGGAGAAACCAUGUCGCACCUCAACAGCUCCUCAGGCGGCGUGGAGCCUGCGCUCUACUAUCCCGGACAGAAACGCCCCGGAGAGGACGGAGUAGGUAACCAGCUUCCAGCCAUGGGCCAUCAAAGGGUGAUGACAGAGGAGUACAAGGUUCCUGACAGGAUGGUCGGCUUCAUCAUCGGUAGAGGAGGCGAGCAGAUCACCAGGAUCCAGUUGGAAUCGGGAUGUAAGAUCCAGAUCGCUUCUGACAGCGGAGGGCUGAUGGAGCGGCCGUGUUCGCUGACAGGAACCCCCGAGAGCAUCGAGCAGGCAAAGCGGCUGCUGGUGCAGAUCGUGGAGCGGUGUAGAAACGGGCCGGGUUUCCAUGGAGACGGGGACGGAGGCACGGCGGUCCAGGAGAUGCUGAUCCCAGCCAGCAAAGUGGGUCUGGUGAUCGGGCGAGGAGGCGACACCAUCAAACAGCUGCAGGAGCGGGCCGGGGUCAAGAUGAUGAUGAUCCAGGACGGGCCCAUGCCGACCGGAGCCGACAAACCUCUCCGCAUCUCUGGAGACCCCUACAAAGUCCAGGCCGCCAAGGAGCUGGUUCUGGAGGUGAUCCGAGAGAAGGACGGAGACUUCAGGGCCGGACGCAGCGACUUUGGAGGCCGGCUGGGAGGAACCAGUUUGGACGUUCCGGUUCCGAGGUUUGCUGUGGGCAUCGUUAUCGGCAGGAACGGAGAAAUGAUCAAGAAGAUCCAGAACGACGCCGGAGUCCGAGUCCAAUUCAAAGCAGAUGACGGGAUCAGUCCGGAGCGUGUUGCCAUGGUGAUGGGUCAGCCGGAGCGCUGCCAGCACGCCGUCCAUCUCAUCAACGAGCUCAUCCAGACAGCCCAGGAGCGGGACGGGUUCGGCUCGGCCCUGCGAAGCAGCCGGGUCAGAGGGCGCAGCGACUGGACGAUGGGCUCCCCUGGCCCGCUGCAGGAAGUGACCUACACCAUCCCGGCGGACAAGUGCGGCCUGGUCAUCGGCAAAGGAGGAGAAACCAUCAAGAGCAUCAAUCAGCAGUCUGGAGCUCACGUGGAGCUGCAGAGGAACCCGCCGCCCUCCACGGACCCAAACACCCGGGUCUUCACCAUCAGGGGCACCGCCCAGCAGAUGGAGGUGGCCCGCCAGCUCAUCGACGAUAAGAUCGGGGGCUCCGGGAUCAUGAGUAACGGAGGAUUCGGCUUCAGUCCCUUCACUGCCGCUCCGGCUGCUCACCAGAACAGCGGUCAGCCCUUCGUGACUGGUGUUUGGGGGAGCACUUACCAUGCCCAGAGCAGCUGGCAGAACCCUGGACAACAGGACCCAGGUCACAGUUUGGCUCAGACAGGACAGAUGGACUACUCCAAAGCAUGGGAUCAGUACUAUAAGAAGCUAGGUCAGCAGAACCAGCCUCAGAACAUGAUGACGGACUACAGUAAAGCCUGGGAAGACUACUACAAGAAACAGAGUCAGUCGUCUCAGCCCAAUUCGGUGCCAGACUACACUGCAGUGUUAGCAGAAUACUACAGACAGCAGCCCUACCUGUGGAACCCCGCCCAGAUCCAGGAUCACUAGAGGCUCCCUCAUGGCGGGCUCCGGGCCUCGGACGGUCGUUGACAGCAACCAAAAUGUGGUUUCCAAGCAACGCUCUGCCGCUUCUUUCUUCCUUUUUGUAGAGAAAAACUAAGGAUUAACUGAAAAAUCACAAACUCUUUUCUUUCUGUUUUUUAACCUUACAGAGUUGAUAUUUUGUCAGGCAGAUUUUUUUGGACUAGCCUCUGGUCUCUCCACAGCAUAGACCUGUUUUUCUUUUUUUAUCAAACUUGAACUUAAAGAUCUAUCAGUGUGGCUUUGAACAAACAAAUCCAGUAUAAUCUAUAUUUUGUCUAGUUUUAUUUUUCUGAUAAACGGUAUAAGACUUAGCAUUCUUGAGUAAGGAGAUCCAAUAUAUUAUUAUUUUGUUUAUGAUGUUUUAAAGCAUGCGUCAGAUUGUGUGUCGACUCUCAGUUAUAUAUUUUUUUUAUUUUGGCAUAGAAAUAUUUUAAUAGCGUUGGAUGGAAAUGUGAUGUUUUACCGUCUGAGAUAAACCUGUAUUUUGUACUAAAUUUCUGCUCGCUGGGUCUAUUCAUACUCCAUCUAAUUUUACCUGUUUAGUCGCCAUCUUGGAGGUGCAAUGAUGUUUCCUUUAGUUUGAUAAUUCUUCCUGUUCAUGAAUAGCCGUCUCUUUAGGUUUUAUUCAGAUGAUAAAACGAAGGCGAUGAAAAUCGCAUUACCUGAAGCCAGAUCUCUCUGUGGUCAACCCGUCAAAUCCAGUUCGGCUCCCCAGAUCCACGCCUCCACCUUUCUUACAAUUUGGAGGUCAUUUUCUCAGACGGCGAAGCGUAACUAUUGCAGCAAGUUCUGCCCUUCUUCUUCUUUGUUUGUUUGUUUUUGGGCAGUUAACGUGGAGCUAAACCCUGACGAUGACGCCGCCGAACAGAGGGUUUGCUACAAAAUCGUCGCUUGGUUGUGUUUUAGCUAACGUUGGUGGCGCCGCCGCACCAGUGGCUGAACGAAUGUUACAGACGUUUGGUUGAAUGGACGCGGGAAUGAAUCCGUGUGUUUUUGUAAGCUAAUGUCCACGCCGCGCUCGCCGUAUGUCAACCAAGUAAUCAGGUUAGCCUGAUCAUUUUCAUUUUAACGUAGAAAUAUCGUAAAACACUGUUUAGCAUUGAUGCAACUUUAAAGAAAGCUGACAUAAUAAAGCAAAGUUCCGUCGCUCCGUGAAAUUUACCGAUAUCCUGUUUUAACUUGCUAACAAACUGCCAAACUGGGGACAUUUUUUAUGCUACUGAUCUGAUAUGUUAGCCUCAAACCUAAACUAUCGACGCUAUCGUCGUACACAAAGUCACAAUUUAUCAUUAGAGGUAGAACUCCACACUUUAUCGGCUAAAAAUCCAAGAACCUAGCAGCAAAUAACGACUCCGCCUCAUCAGACAUUUGAUCAAUUAGCAAAUGCUAACAAUAACAAACCAAAUCAUUUACGUUGAUCCCGUAGCUUAAUUGCAUAACUAGCAAAUUACAUAAUUGUUCCAUUGUUGGAUAACGUGGAAGUUGUGGAACAAGAAAUAUUUGGUAUCAGUCAACAAUAAUAAUGAACAAUUUACCAAAAAAUUAUUUUUAACAUUUUUGAAGUGACAAAAUAUAAGCUUUUCUUUGUGUAACAAUCUUUAAUAAGCUAAUAACAAAACCACCAACUAGGAGACCAUUAAACAAGGCGGCUAAGCACAGUCUGAUGUCAUCAGUCACAUGAUGAGCUCACAUUUUAUACAAAAACACACUUUCUACAUUCAAACUACGAAAAUGUGGUUAAACCACAAAAUAAAAAAUGUCGUGAAUUUAAUUUUCAGAUAAUGUGAGCAACAACUAGCAAACAAAUGAUAGCAGCGUUUUAAUACUUCCUGAUGUUCUUUGUUAACUUGCAAAUUUUUUUGUGUAUGUUGUGUUACAUUGACUUUAACAAAAAGCUUAACUAAUUUACGUGAAAGUAGCUAGCCUAGCGUGGGUUUGCGUUAGGCUAGCACACACCUUAUCCUCCCAAACUUGCAAAUUAAAAAUUAUUAAAAUGUAAAAAGAUUCACCAGGUCACCAGCGUCAUUAGUUUAGAGUUUACGAGAAACUAAAAACGUGUCGUGACCUCAGUGCCGAUCUUUUAUCUUUAAACCUGGUCGUUAGCAUCAAAGGACACGUCAUUAACGAGCAUCUAACAACAAAAAACAUUUCUCCUAUCCUUAAAGUGCCCAUGUUGAAAUUAAAAAGGAAUUCAUUUUUUUUAGGAUUGUCGAAAAUCAAACAAACCCUGAAACAAGCGGCGCUAAAUUGGCGCCGUAGAAACGGCUCUAGUGGUUAUUUAAUGUUACUCCGAAAUAAUUUGUUUUAAUUUAAUUAUAAGCUGCCAAACCCACUUCAUGAGCCCGAAGUUUUCCUGUCUGCUUUAAAUGGUUCGAGUCCAGAAGAAUUUAGCUGAAAUGUCGUUAGCUACCGGAAGAGGUUAGCUUAGCAUUGCGUGUAUCAAACGGUGCUGAUUAUGUUUUAGCUGUAUGUUGUGUGUUUAUUAAGGCUGGGUAAUGUUCCUCAAACAAGCAUUUGUUGUGUUAUUUUCAUAAACUUGCACAAAUGUAAAUAUAUUUUUUGACAUUUCUUAUCUAAACUCUGCUAAUUUACUGUUCAGCGUAUUUGAUGAAAAUCUGUUGAAAAUCUGAAGACUUGUUCCUUUUUGUUUUUUUUUACAUGUCAGUCCUGAUGUUUUCAGUUGAAAUUCAUGUGUUUAGAUCUUUCUAAACGCGUUUCAGAUUUGCUAGCCACCCAUGUUGCGUUGGCUGCCUUGGAUUAUGCUAGCAUGCUAUAGUUUGACCGUUUAUUACAGAUCUGCUCAUUUUCAUGAGUUGGUCGUCAUAGAGAUGUAGCUGCGGCCGCCGCGCGGCGGUUUGCUCCGUUAUCGGGACUCGUGGAUGCUAGCUGAACCGUGUUAGCCGCCACCGUGCGGCGGUUUGCUCUGUUAUCAGGACUCGUGAAUGCUAGCUGAACCCUGUUAGCGUCGGACCACAGAGAGGUUUGUCUUGUUUUAGGAGAUCUGGCUGUUAUUGAGUUUCAAUUGAAUCAGUGGUGUUGCUUUCUAUAUGUGUGAUUAUGAUAAAGACGAUAAUGAGUUCUCCUCUUCAGGGGUCUAUUUAAAUUGUAUUAAUAUUCAGUUUUUGUCAAUGAGAUACUUUGGUUUGUGUAAAUUUCCACUCUGGCGGGUGCUCUCCAGUUAAAAUGUCUUUUUUUUGUUCUGUUAAUUCACUUGUUUUGUUUAAUAAUCUGAGAGUGUGUGUUGUUUCCUCAAGACUGCUAGGUGAACCGCCUCCGUCUGCUCUCCCUGCUGCUCUUAGCGCCCGGCUCCUCUGAGGCGGCGGCGCUCAGAGCCACGGAGGGCUGCAUUAAAGGGGUUGAAGACCCCACAGAAUUAUAAAAACUGCCGGAGCAGAUGCUGGCCUGCUGUCCGGCUCUGGUCUGAUGCUUGAUGGGGGGGGCUCCAUCAGAACCAGACAGGAGCGCACCUGUCGGCUCUGGCGAGAGGCUUCCUGGUCCAGAGGUUUACCUCUGAAAGGGAGCGUUUGGUUUCAUGGUUUCUGUUCUUUUUCUAAUGGACAGACGUCCUAACUGUAACCUGCAGAUUUUUCUAUUAGAAUCUAUUGACAGAGAGUUAUGUCGGAACCCGCGCCACAGGACUGUUGUGGCACAUGAUGAUUAAUAUGAGGGCUAAUAAACCGGCUCCUUCUUUCUGA
Cyprinodon tularosa is the source of this 5482-nucleotide messenger RNA. Its product is annotated as far upstream element-binding protein 3-like. The record is from RefSeq and is a predicted model, not a curated record. Gene Ontology annotation, biological process: regulation of gene expression. The coding region runs from base 69 to 1751 and encodes 560 amino acids. Gene Ontology annotation, molecular function: mRNA binding. NCBI's taxonomy places the organism in Eukaryota, Metazoa, Chordata, Actinopteri, Cyprinodontiformes, Cyprinodontidae. The transcript is spliced from 19 exons. Gene Ontology annotation, cellular component: nucleus; cytoplasm.